AUGAAGAAAACUUGCAAAGAGUUGCGGAAGUGCUUGCUUCAGACCGAUGCAUCUUUGUACAACUCAUCUGAGGAGCUCACCGGCCUUCCCAAAACAAGCGUGCAUCGCAUUUUGACGGAAGACCUGCAAAAACGAAAGCUUUGCGCGCGAUUUGUGCCUCAUGUCCUGACAAGCGGUCAGAAGCGCGCCGGACUGGAGCACUGCAGAGACAUGCAGGUAACCGCAGCAGAGGAUUCUGAAUUCCUCCCAAGCAUCAUAACGGGCGAUGAAACGUGGUGCUUCCAGUACGAACCGUCGACCAAACGGCAGUGCGCCGAGUGGAGGUCGGCAGAUGACGAGAAGCUCAGAAAGCCAAGAAUGCAGAAGAGUCGAGUCAAAAAACUCAUGACCGUUUUCUUUGAUUCAAAGGGAAUAAUUCAUAUUGAAUAUAUUAUACAGGGUCGGACAGUAAACACGAAAUACUACGUCGGUGUUCCUCGAUCAUCCACCUACUCCCCAGACCUGGCUCCAGCUGACUUCUGGCUGUUCCCAAAAUUGAAGUUGGCCAUGAAGGGGACACGGCAUGACUCCAUAGAGGACAUUCAAGGCGUUGCGACGAAGUUUCUCAGAGCCAUACCGAAGGAAGACUUCAGGCACUGCUUCGAGCGGUUUUACGGGCAGUUCCAGCGGUGCAUUGAGUCGGCGGGGGACUACUUUGAAUGA
Messenger RNA from Ornithodoros turicata, 702 nucleotides. RefSeq lists its product as uncharacterized. Gene Ontology annotation, molecular function: nucleic acid binding. The transcript has a single exon. Bases 1 to 702 code for a protein of 233 amino acids. The record is from RefSeq and is a predicted model, not a curated record. NCBI's taxonomy places the organism in Eukaryota, Metazoa, Arthropoda, Arachnida, Ixodida, Argasidae.